Messenger RNA from Ixodes scapularis (black-legged tick), 306 nucleotides. RefSeq lists its product as uncharacterized. The record is from RefSeq and is a predicted model, not a curated record. The transcript has 3 exons. NCBI's taxonomy places the organism in Eukaryota, Metazoa, Arthropoda, Arachnida, Ixodida, Ixodidae. Bases 1 to 306 code for a protein of 101 amino acids.
AUGAGGUCAAUCGUUCUAUGGGCUCUGAUCGCCUUGGGAGGUGUGCCACUUCUCAUAGGAGCCGCUAACCAACGCCACCAUUAUGAAGUUUCAUUUGAUAACGGUACAUGCAAGUACCGCAAUCAAACACUCGACGAUGGAGGCUUUUUAACAUUACAGUUCCCAUGUGAAUUAUGGCUUUGCAAUGCAACAGAGAAAACACUUACCGUUGAAGGGUGCAAUGUCAGACGCUAUGGGAGUUGCAUCCACGUGCACAAAUAUAGCAGAUACUGGCCAUUUUGCUGUCCGGGUCGUCCGAUCUGCUAA